ACACUCCUCCUUUCAUUCUUAACCACAGUCUCUCUCUUUCUCUAGAAUCUUCUCUCACUAAACCUCAGCCAUGUCUUCCAUGGACUCAACCACACCGGAAAACCCUCUCCUACGCCGCCGUAACUCCGUUAUCCUCCCUACAAAACUCAACCUACAAUCAUCACCGUCAACCACCGCCACGUCAUCAUCGAAUUCAUCAACGAAUUCCGAUUAUGAGUUGUUUUCGAUUAAGCCUGUAUCGUAUACUUCCUUAAGAGAUCUAAUGCCGCCGCUGUCAACCGCUAAUUCACCUAGACCUAAUAAUAAUGAAUCCGCUGGUGGUUCGGAAAUCUCGAUUAGGAAUCGUUUGGUUAAGCAAGCUGCUUGGGCUUAUUUACAGCCUAUGUCUACUUCGCCGGAUUCCGAUGGACGGAGUUUGUUCAGCCGGUUGUUUUACCGGUCACCGGUUAAUAAUCCGGUCGCUAGAGUUAUUGAGUUUGUUGAUCGGUUCAUUUUUGGUCCGUUAACUAGAGCUGUUGAUUGGUUGCUUCGUGCGGUUCGGAUUCGGAGCUCCAGAUAGCGACCCGACCCGACAUACAGAAUAUAUAUGGUCAUAAAUGUAAAAUGCCUGUUAUUUUUCUCAUGUUAUCACAAAAGCUGGAAAAAAAAAAUUAAAAACAAAUGGAGCAGGAAAAAAGUUCAAUAAAAAAAAAGUUAAAAAUUUUGAGUGUUUUUUUUUACUUACAGUGUACAAAUUUCUUUUUUUGGCUCCACAAGAGGUGUUGAUUGGCUGCUGCGUGCUAUUUGGAUCCGGAGCUCCAGAUGCCGACCCGACCCGACCUGACCCGGUAUAUAGUGUAUAUUUCCAUUUUGGAAGUGUUAACUUCUAGUUUUUAAAAUGUUUAAUUAAUAGGGUCAGAAAUGUACACCUCUCAUGCUAUUAAAGAAAAGGUGGGGAAAGAAAAUAUUCAAAACAAGUGGAGAAGGAAAAAUGUUCUAUAAAAUUAAAAAAAAAAAAAUCUUAUUGCUUUUUC
Lycium barbarum (goji berry) is the source of this 1013-nucleotide messenger RNA. RefSeq lists its product as uncharacterized. The record is from RefSeq and is a predicted model, not a curated record. The transcript has a single exon. Lineage: Eukaryota; Viridiplantae; Streptophyta; Magnoliopsida; Solanales; Solanaceae. The coding region runs from base 71 to 559 and encodes 162 amino acids.